This is a messenger RNA of Orbilia oligospora ATCC 24927, 438 nucleotides long. RefSeq lists its product as uncharacterized. Gene Ontology annotation, molecular function: cysteine-type deubiquitinase activity. The transcript has 3 exons. The record is from RefSeq and is a predicted model, not a curated record. Gene Ontology annotation, cellular component: cytoplasm. Lineage: Eukaryota; Fungi; Ascomycota; Orbiliomycetes; Orbiliales; Orbiliaceae. Bases 1 to 438 code for a protein of 145 amino acids. Gene Ontology annotation, biological process: protein deubiquitination; ubiquitin-dependent protein catabolic process.
AUGCAAAAUAACUUAGACGUCAUUGAUUUAUGCAAGAAUACUAAGGGGUUGGCGAACGACAACGGUCCAAACGCAGAGUCAGCGUAUCAUUUUAUUGCCUACGUCCCUUCUGGUGGUUCUGUCUGGGAGUUGGAUGGUCUCAAGAGACAACCGGUUGAAAUUGGAGAAACCGAUAACACAAGUCGUUGGCUUCUCACUGCAAUGCCAAGAGUCCAGCUCCAGAUAUCAAAAUAUUCCGAGAACGAACUGAUGUUCACCCUUCUCGCACUGACACAAUGCACACCAACUUCCCAUGAGCGCCCAGCUAUGCGAAUGACGUCCCUAGAAAAAGACACCUUAUUUCCAUAUGCAACCCGUGUGAGACAUCCUUAUGCCGCAUUUAUGCGCCAUUACAUCAAAGUCUUAGCAGGAAAGGGUAUCCAGGUUGGGUAUUCUUGA